AUGAGAAGUUUUCCUCCUCAUCAUGAGGUAAGGUUUGCUCAACAUCUUGUUCAACUUUGUGGAGCGAUACUAUUCAAUUUAGAUGGAUGUUUAAAGCACUGGCAAAAGAUUUGUGAUGCUCCUCGAGAAUAUAAUACCAAGGAGGUAUCGUCUGCAAAAGGAUUUUUAAAGUUGUGGCAACCAACAGGAGUGCAAGCAUGGCUAACUGCCGUUAUGGUGGACACAUGCUGUAUCUUCAGAUAUAUUGAAAAAGAAGCCCAGAAGCCUGGCAUUAUCAUUCCGGAUAUCUUGAAGUACAGAGAUACUGCCUUGCAAAAACUUGAUAUAAUGCAAACAGAGCCAUAUCCAGGUAAAAUAUAUAUAGUUAGUAAGUUACUUUGUUUAUAGAAAACAAAUUGAACUCACUCUUAUUUGAGUUCUUUAAUUAACAAAGGUGUAUUAUUCAUUACAUUGUAUGUUAUUUUACUGCACAUAGGUGGGCAGGAGGAGUUAUUAACAAAGAAGAUUGCAGAACUGCAUCCAGAGAAUGAUGAAGCAGUGGAUAAUACACCAAGAAGGACACACAACACCAAUGUGACAACGUUUCGUAGAGGAAAACAACCUAUCAGGCAAGAGGUUAUUGAUUCUUCAAGGAAUUUUCUCCAGGUAAAAUGAGAUAAAUAGUUAAUCUCAUAUCUGUUUAGCAAUCAGGUCACACCAUAUAAAGUUUUUAAUUACUAUUACCUAUAUUUUUUAUGUAUAUCAUUAUCAUGUUUAGACCAGGCUCAACGAGGAACAAACAGAAAUUGUAACAACCAUUAUCAACUUGACCUCAGCAAAACGUGCAAUUGAAUUCAUCAACAUUGCAUUACCUCAACUUGAAUCAAGUGGAAUCAGUGAUAAACAAGCAUUUAUUGAUGCAGUUUUAGAAAAUUUUACGGAAAUGCUUCCAGAUACACAUAUUCCUGCAAGAGACUAUGGUGUGAGACUCUACCAAAUGCUAAGGGGCAGCAAACAACCUGUGACCAAGUUUUUGUCAGGUUUUUGUGUUUUCUGCCCUCACAGUAUGACGGUGGAAAGAUGUGUGUCAACGUACAACAUGUUAUUCUCCAACCUGAGAAUGGCCACAUCUGAAAAAACACUGAAUGAUAGGCUAUUGAUUCACUGGAAUGGAGUGCCAACAUCUCAGUUUGACCCCAGUCCGAUGGUGCAAGAAUUUCUACAGAAAAAACAGAGGCGAAUGAAUCUUCCUAAUCUGAGUUCAUAUGCGGAACGUGACUUCGUAAAGAAGUUUUUUACAUCGGACUGCUGA
Messenger RNA from Paramuricea clavata, 1291 nucleotides. Lineage: Eukaryota; Metazoa; Cnidaria; Anthozoa; Malacalcyonacea; Plexauridae. The record is from the annotation of a GenBank genome assembly.